Hippocampus zosterae (dwarf seahorse) is the source of this 3220-nucleotide messenger RNA. It is a transcript of the gene snx29, whose product is annotated as sorting nexin 29. The coding region runs from base 402 to 2939 and encodes 845 amino acids. The transcript has 21 exons. Gene Ontology annotation, molecular function: phosphatidylinositol binding. NCBI's taxonomy places the organism in Eukaryota, Metazoa, Chordata, Actinopteri, Syngnathiformes, Syngnathidae. The record is from RefSeq and is a predicted model, not a curated record.
CCUUCAUACUGUUCACGAGUCAACAGUCCGCUUCCGGCGUCUGCACUCGCAGCUGAUCUCGCAUAACGCAGAUCUACUCCAUGACUUCGAAAUUGCAUUCCGGCUUUUGACAAGCGCAUUUUGUCAGCUCGUCAGCGUAUGGAGCAUUCGACACUUGGAUGUCAACCAGCAGAGGUCACUUAGCCUCGGCGAUUUCCCACCAGCAAGGCCUCUCCGCUCACCGAAAGAGCAUCGCUCUUCUUGCCGCGGUGGGGCGGGUCAAACUCGGCCACGGAAGCCGCAUCAGCCCGGUCCCUCGCGAGCCUCCCCGGUGGAUGAUUUGCAGCAAAAAGAGGGAUGAAUAACCUCGGUGGGGAAGCGUCAAGCUUGGAUGUUUCCGCACCAGAAGUUUUGUUGCCACAAUGAACGGCGCUGUGCAGAGUGACGCCAAGAGACAGAACCUCUUGGAAAGGUUACUAGAUGCUGUCAAACAGUGCCAAAUCCGCUUUGGGGGCAGAAAGGAGAUCGCAACGGACUCGGACAGCAGGGUAAUCUGUCUUUGCGCCCAAUUUGAGGCGGUGCUGCAGCACGGCUUGAGAAAGAGCCGAGGUCUCGCCCUCACCACCGCCGCCCUCAAGCAGGCUGCGGGUUUCAGCAGCAAGGUUGAAACAGAGUUCACAUUCUGGUUUUACGUGAAGGAGCAUCUCAACCGGCAUGAGCUGCAACGCUUCUACUCCCUCCGUCACAUCUCGUCGGAGCUGGGCCGGGGUCGGGCCUGGAUGCGCUGUGCUCUUAAUGAGCAUUCGUUAGAGCGCUACCUGCACACGCUGCUCGCUGACCGACCACGCCUCGGCAUUUAUUAUGAAGACUGGGCUUUCAUGCUUGAUGAAGAGAGAGCCAGUAUGCUGUCCACCAUGGCUGCAGGUUUGAACUCCAUCUUCUUCGCCAUCAACAUAGACAACAGCGACCUGAACGGGGGUCCGACGAGGGGCGGCGCGUCCACCAUCACGCACCUCCUCAAGGAGUCCACGCAGGGCAUCGGCAGCCUGUGGAAGGAGUCCACGCAGGGGGUCAGCAGCCUGCUUCGAGAGAUCAGCACCACCACCGUUGUGGUGCCGGGGUUCUGCCCGAGGGUGGAUGGAGCCUCGGACCCACUGCCUGUCCUGCCGCGUAGCACCUCUGCUGAUUCCGGCCUAAGAAAGGAGCGGCGGAGAAAAAAGAAAAUCACCAACAUCAUUUCCUUCGACGACGAUCUGGACGGAGGUGCUGAAGACGAGGAAGAGGGCGAGGACGACUUCCCCAAGACUGGUGGAAUGAGCAAGAGGCAGACCGAUCCCGUUCCAAGUAGCGUGGAGGAUGGGAUUGACCUCAUGGAGCCAUUUUUCCAUCCGUCACCUUCUCACAACGGGCUGGACGGCACCGCGACACCGACAUGGGUUGGGUCACCCCAUCACUCUCGUACAACCCCCAUGCCGAGGCCUCCUUUGACAGACCGAAAGAGCAUCGACAACGAGGAGGAGGAGGAAGAGGAGGAGGAGGAGGAGGAAGAGGAAGAGGAAGAGGAGGAAAAAUACAAAUGCAGAGCACAAAUCCAGGACGACGAGAGAAGGAAUGACCAGAUGGCGGUGGGAAGUCUGUCCAGUGUAUCCACAUGGAGCCCUGUGCAGGUAUUGAUGGAGCACAGCAGCUCAGACAUCCUCAUCCCCCUCAACGCCGCCACCCCGCAGCCAGUCAACUCCGUGGAGGACUCGCCGGCCUUUCCUGCUCAGUCUGAGUCAUCGGGGCCAGCGGGAGACUGCGAUAGCCUUAGAUCGCGGUCACAUCUGAAUAUGGAGUCCAGUCCGCUGGUGCUUUCUGCUUCGUUCAGCGGCACACCGCCAACAUCUGCUUUGCCAGAGUCCAUGACAGUCGCGGAGCUGCGACAGGCCAUUGUGGCCAUGAUGAACAGGAAGGAUGAGCUGGAGGAACAAAACGGGUCUCUCCGUAGUCUGCUGGACGGGGAAAUGGAGCAUUCAGCGGGUCUGAGGCAGGAAAUUGAACUGCUGAAGAUAAAGUUGGCUGAGCUGGAAGAGAGACACAUGGCUAAAGUCCAAGCAUUAGCCAGGGAGAAUGAGGUCCUGAAGGUCCAGUUGAAGAAGUAUGUGGGGGCGGUGCAGAUGCUGAAGAGAGAGGGGAGCCAGGGCAAUGACGCACUGUCAGUAUUACCGUUGAGUGAAGAGCACGCCCCCGCCCCUCAGAGUAAAUGCAUGGGUGACAUGGAGGAGUUGGCAGCCAGCUACGAACGCAAACUUAUCGAGGUGGCCGAGAUGCAUGGAGAGUUGAUCGAGUUUAAUGAGCGCCUAUAUCGCACCCUCAUGGCCAAGGACCACCUCAUCGGGCAGAUGAGACAGGAACUUAUUGAGCUGAGAGGACCCGUCCCAGGGGAUUUGAGUCAAACGUCAGACGAUCCCAGCCUCUCCGAUUUUGAAACGACCCAUCGCGCUCUCAUCAACGUGUGGAUCCCUUCUGUGUUCCUGCAGGGCAGAGCUGCAAACGCCUACCACGUCUAUCAGGUUUACAUCCGCAUCCUGGACAAUGAGUGGAAUGUGUACAGGCGCUACACGGAGUUUCGGGAGCUGCACAACUGCCUGAGGUCGCGGUUCCCACAGGUGGACACGUUCAACUUCCCGCCAAAGAAAGCCAUCGGGAACAAGGAUGCCAAGUUUGUGGAGGAGAGGCGGAAGCACCUGCAGUGUUACCUUCGUAUGGUCAUGAACAAAGUCAUCCAGACAUUGCCGGACUUCACGGCCUGUCCCACCAAGGAGACCCUGCUGUCUCUGCUGCCUUUCUGUCUGGAUGCGCCCCAGACCAGCGACGGCGGCCCUAAGACUCCCCGCUCCAAAACUUCAUCCCGCUUCCCAAGACUGGGCCGCGGCCAGCACCAGGAAGCCAGACCGGAACCCCAAAGUGGCGACCUUUAACACACCAAGACCGUUGAUUUGUCUUUGACGUUUUCAUGAUGUUCAGGUCAGCAGCCCACCCGUGUCCAACCACUGCCGUGAAGACUUUGAGGGCAUCCGACAUGACUUUAUGGCCAACUGUCAGCCAAAGCGAUGACAGUGUAUUGAAAUAUAGGAGAUGCCAAGAGGCUGGACCAAAUCACACCAUACCUCUUACCUCACUAAGAAACAAACUGAACUACCACUCUGAGAUGCUGGCUUUCUUACUAUGCUCCUUUCUGUAGUAAAAGUGUGUGUAGUCA